UGAGGUGCCGCCGCCGCCAGCCAGUCGGGAGCGCGCAGGCACCGGCUGACUGAGACCCCGGGUGAGAGCCGCCUACCUUCAGUCACCGCCCACGGCCGGGCCGCCACCAUGGCGCUUCUGCUGCGCUUGGUCCUCUUGUGCGGAGUCGCGGAUUUCACCAGCAGUUUGAGUAUCACAACUCCUGAUCAGAUGAUUGAAAAGGCCAAAGGAGAAACUGCUUAUUUGCCAUGCAAAUUUACCCUUAGUCCAGAAGACCAGGGACCACUGGACAUCGAGUGGCUGCUAUCACCAGCUGAUAAUCAGAAGGUGGAUCAAGUGAUUAUUUUAUAUUCUGGAGACAAAAUUUAUGACGACUACUACCAAGAUCUGAAAGGACGAGUACAUUUUACAAGUAGUGACCUCAAAUCUGGUGACGCAUCAAUAAAUGUAACAAAUUUACGGUUGUCGGAUAUUGGCACAUAUCAGUGCAAAGUGAAAAAAGCUCCUGGUGUUGGAAAUAAGAAGAUUCAGCUGACAGUUCUUGUUAAGCCGUCAGGUAUAAGAUGUUACGUUGAUGGAUCAGAAGAAAUUGGAAAUGACUUCAAACUAAAAUGUGAACCUAAGGAAGGUUCGCUUCCAUUACAGUAUGAAUGGCAGAAGUUGUCCAACUCACAGAAACUGCCCACUUUGUGGUUACCAGACAUGAAGUCACCUGUUAUAUCUGUAAAAAAUGCCUCUACUGAGUACUCUGGGACAUACAGUUGUACAGUCACAAACAGAGUAGGCUCCGAUCAGUGCCAGCUACGCCUGAAUGUUGUUCCACCUUCAAAUAGAGCUGGAACAAUUGCAGGAGCAAUUGUAGGAAUUUUGCUUGCUCUAGUGCUCAUUGGUCUUAUCGUCUUUUGCUGUCGUAAAAAGCGCAGAGAAGAAAAAUAUGAAAAGGAAGUUCAUCAUGAUAUCAGGGAAGACGUGCCUCCUCCAAAGAGCCGUGCGUCCACCGCCCGGAGCUACAUCGGCAGCAAUCACUCGUCCCUGGGCUCCAUGUCUCCUUCCAACAUGGAAGGGUAUGCCAAGACUCAGUAUAACCAGGUACCAAGUGAAGACUUCGAACGUACUCCUCAGAGCCCGACUCUCCCACCUGCUAAGGUAGCUGCCCCUAAUCUAAGUAGGAUGGGAGCGGUGCCUGUGAUGAUUCCAGCACAGAGCAAGGACGGGUCCAUAGUGUAGAGCCUCUGCACUUCCAUCUGUGCUUUCCAGGUUUCUUUUCUCCUCUUCGGGUAGGAAGACUAUUCCGUUCUAAAUUCUGCUACGGGCCUCAACAUAUAUCAAGAACUUAACCAGAACCUGAAAAUUAUGCUUUAAAAAGUUUUGUUUGGUUACUGAAAUAGUAAAGUUGAAGUCACUAAAGACAGAUUCACCAACUGAAAAAUAUUUCCUUUUAAGAGAUUGAUUUGAUAGAUUUCUAAAUAUCCACACUUAAAAGAUAUAGCACUUUGAAUAUGAAAUCCUAGGUGAAGAAAUUGGUGAACUUACAUGCACCCUAAGUUGAUACUUGAAUCAUGUGUAACUGGUACUUCCUAUUUUCUACCAUUUAUUUUUAGGUUGCCUUUCUCAAUUAAUUUGUGAUCUGGUAUCCCCUCCAAAUUGGUAAAGAAACAUCCAUGGCAAAAAUACUUACGACACAUCUGUGUUUGUUCUUUUUGAAACUUCUUUGGAAGCUCAUUUAAAUAUGAGUUUGAAACAGCUCUCUAAAAACAUAAAAAACACUACAGUGUUCAAGAAAUUACUAGUUUUCCUUCCGAAUCAUUUAUAGACCUUGUCUAUGAAAUGAUUUCUUAACUAUUUAAUUGAUAGACUGCUAUAGGCAACAAGGACAUAGUAAGCUCCUUUACAUGCUAAAAUAAAGGAGCAUCUCUCUGAUUCAUUUAGAGAUACUAGUUAGCGGUGCGGUAGUGAAUAUGGGUUUUGUUGAUGAGUGAUCUGAUGCCUUGAGGCCUGUGGCCGUCUGUAGAACAAUGACAGUCAGAACAAGGAUGGAAUAUUUUGCAGUUCCCAACUAAAUACUAGCCCUUGAGGUGAUAUUUUUCUAAUAAGAAAAUUAUGACUCAUUAUUUGACAGUUACAGUUUGAAAUUCCCCAAUCAUUGGUUCUAAAUUUAAAAACAUUUUUUCAGUGUUUUAGGGGGGGUGGAUUAUGUUGGUGUUGCACAAUAUAUGUUUUAGAAACAUGUAAUCCUACAUUUACCACUUGAAUGUGGUUCCUGGAGGUUAUUGUCUUCAUAGACUCAGAAUGAUGAAAUACAUUUUCAGCUCGGAGGUGUCCUCCAUCGAUUCUGUAUUUCAGACUUGGGAGGAUGUAUAGCUCUUUUAUGGUCAACAUGUCCUUGUGUAGUUGCAGAAAAUCAAGGUGAGCUUGGAAAAGAGUGAGUCUUAGUUUUGUGAAAGUGAUUUAUUCUUAAAAAAAAAAAAAAAAGAGAGAGGGAAAUGAAAGGAAAAGGAGUAAAAGGUAUACUCCUAACUGCCAAAUGUGUUAAAUACUAUUGUAGUAGAAGAAAGUGAGUUUAUUGUAUUUCCCUUAAGAUUGUGAGGGAGUGUGGAUAUAGUAAAAUGAGCCAACAGUUUCUUUAUAGUAAAUAAGGUUUGCAAUAAAUUAUUUCACUAGCUCUAAAACCUUUUCCCUAGAUUUUGAUAGGGAGUCGGUUUCUGUUGAUCUCUUCGGGUGCUGUGGUGGUAAAUGCUACAUUAUAAAUUAAUGUUUGUAUGAAUUUGAGGUUAGGCAGAGUAUUGUGUAUACUUUUUAAUGCUGAACUUAAGCUGAAUGUCUGUGUAAUGGAUUAGUGUAUAGUUUUAUAUAUUUGGAAGCAUUUUUUAGUAGGUUUUUAACCCUAUAUAAUAUUGCUUUUAUACUUGCGUUAACAUUUUCAUCUGUGCCUUUGGGUAAUUUUAAUUUUUAUUAUGAAUUUCUGGUGCCUAUGAGCUAGCUAUCACCUGAAAGGUGCUUAGAGGUGAAGGUACUGUUAAAAACACAUCACUGUGACACCUUUCUCUUUUCAUACUUUGAUUCUUGCCUCUUCUUCCCUCUUCUUUUUGGGUGCAACUUAACCGAUUGUGUUAUUCAUAAAGUUUCUAAAAUUUCAACAUCUCCAGCACUCUUUGACUGUGUAUGAUUUUGUAAAAGUAGCUAUUUUUGAAUGCCAGAUGUUUGGCCUGUUUUAUAUAAUAAAAUUUAUAAGAUAGUGUAAGAAUAAAUAACAGAUCACAGACUUGGAUAAUAAAAGCAUUUGAUCCUUCCCGUCCCCAGUUUUCAUACAGUGAAGAUUCCUCUGUCGAUCUAAGUAGGAACCACGGUAAAAGGUGGAUGUGUCCGCCUAUCUAGGAUGUGGCUCUGAGUAAUCCGACCCUCCCAGAAGCGCUUUCAGGUCCACACCGCUUACAGCCCGAGAACAGAGCUCAUAGAACGUCACUUGUGUGAUCUGAGAAGACUGGCUGGGUAGGAUUAAGUUUCGAGGACAGUUUUAGACUGACUUCUCCAGCUGUUCUCAUUGUAAAUUUCAGUUGAUCCAAAAGUCAGAUCGGUCAGGUACUGAUAACUUCCCAAAUAAUUCUCAGCAAUCCUUCAGUUGAGCUGGAAGUAUUUCUUCUAGAAUAACUUAGCAAUCAUCAAGCAAUUCAACCAAAACUGGCUAUUCAAAGCAUUACCAUGAGAAAGCCAGUCCAGGCCGCUCCAGAACAGCCCUGCAUCUUUGAGGAGAAUCCAUUUGAUUCUGUUUGACCCCUGAGACUUGACACCGUCUUUUUGAGUUACACAGGAUCAUUUGGAGAGAAAUGGUGCUGGAGAGGAUGAGUUCUGUGCUUAGAAUAUGCAGUUCACUGGUGUUCUUUUUCUUACUGGCAGUUUGACCAGUAUUCCCCUCUUUGAGAACCCCCCCAAAUUUCUUAUCAAUUAUACUGAUGGCCAGUUUAUUCAGGCAAAUAACUUUCUUUAAAUUUGGGCUAUCUGCCAUGGAGUGGUUCCUUUGGAAACACAGUCUGAGUGUGUCUUGGGAGGGUUUAGUUGAAGAAAUGCAGUUAGAUUAUGGAUAUGAAGAAAUACCUGAUUUUGUUAAAAUGCUAAUUUUUAAGAUUGAGUUCUGGAAAUUUGGAGCAAGUGAAGGGGCAAGUAAACAUUUUGAUUAAAUAUAAAGAACUCAUUGCAUGAAGUUGGAUAUUCAAUUCUGUAACGUAUGGCUUCUUAAAAUAACUACUCUGUCUUUCUGUGUGCGUGGGGCAUGUAAAUUUGAAGUUCUAUGAAUGUUUAAGGUUCUUUCCUAAUCUGUUCAUCUCCACAGUGUUUAGGGCUGUCAGAUGCCUUAUUCCAGUGUGAACAGAAAAAACAAACAUUUUAUGUAGUUAAUGCUUUGAUGUGUCACGUAAGGAGUAGUUUGUAGAAAAUGUUGGCACAACUUUAACUUUUUAGUGGCUUGUGACAUUAUAUAUAUGUAUAUAUAUCUUCAUAAAAUUCUUGUGUUUGGUAGUAUAAAUGUUCUGGGCAAGUUUUAAUAUAUCAAAUGCCUUUAGAUAGUCUUGCGAUAGAGGCAACACAUUCUGCAGGUAGAGUUUUUACUCGUUUGCCUAUUUUGACACUAAAAAAGGUCCAUAACUGAGCACAAAUUCUACAAUGUUACAGAAGUAAGGAAAAAUAAUGAAUAAACUUGUAAAUUGUGGUUCUGUUUAUCUUAUAUAGGGUGACAUCACUAAACAAUUUCUUCAUCUAAUCUCUUACUAUUAUUUAAAAAAAUACUCUAUUUUUUUAAUUUUAAAAGUAUGGUGAAUAUCAGUUGGAUUUGGUUGUGAACACUAAAAGCUCCAAUCAAGGAAGAACUCUGGAUUUUCUGCUAACUUAAUGCCAUAAGUGUUAAAAGAACCACAAUUUAUUCACUUAUUCUCAUUCCUAACUGUGAACUUUUGUGAUAAAUACACUUGUACUACUAAGAAAAAAUAUUUUGACACCUGACAUAUGCAAGUAGAGAAUUGGUAAGUGUCAGUUUCAAAAAUGAUUUUGUAUUUAAAGUUUCUGGCUUACGUAUCCAAUGGUGCAGAUUUUGAAAUUUGUAAAAACAAAAUUUGUUUUAAAAAAAAACAAAAAAACUUGCUCUAGUUUUGUGACCUUGUGUACUUUUGAAAUAAAAUCAAGAAAGCAGU
Molecule: messenger RNA, 5159 nt
Organism: Neogale vison (American mink)
Lineage: Eukaryota; Metazoa; Chordata; Mammalia; Carnivora; Mustelidae
Gene: CXADR
Product: CXADR Ig-like cell adhesion molecule
Exons: 7
Coding region: 109-1206 (365 amino acids)
Biological process (GO): homotypic cell-cell adhesion
Cellular component (GO): intercalated disc; basolateral plasma membrane; bicellular tight junction
Molecular function (GO): cell adhesion molecule binding
Source: RefSeq, a predicted model, not a curated record